CCCCUCCUCCUCCUCGGCUUGCACAGAACCUCCCCUUCUGUGUCUGAAUGCUUAUGUUGGCUUUUAUCGCACACAAAGUAAACAGCGUGGCGGCAGGGAUAGUGAGAAAGAGAGGCAGAGAGGGAGCAGUGGCGAUAAAGGUGGAACAUGCACAUUGUCUGCGUACUGCUCGCCUCCCUGCUGCAUCUCCAGUAGAGACACAAAAGACAGCAGGAAAAAAAGGGACAUUUGAAAAGACGAGAGGAAGGCUGAGGGAAGGAAGUGAUCCGAGGAGAGACAGAGAGAGUGAGAGAGUGAGGGGAAGCCAGAGGAAAGAAAGAGAGAAGAGCAAAAGGAUCUCCCUGCUAAAUGCGCAAAGCGUCCCGUCACCACACGCUGAGCUCCAUGGCCAACUCCGGCUGUCUGCUGCUCUCCGGCUCCGGGAUGCUGCCUCACUCGCUCCCGUGUCCCCCUGCGUUCCUCUACCUGACCGAGGGUAACCAAGAGGCCACCAACCCCCCAGAAGCGAUGGCCCAGCCGUACACCCCAGCCCAGUACCCACCUCCCCCACAGAAUGGCAUCCCGGCAGAAUUUGCGGCACCGCACCCACUUCCAACGCAGGACUACAGCGGGCAAAGCCGGGUUCCUGAGCACGCCAUGACCCUGUAUACGCCCACACAGACGCACAGCGAGCCGACCGGCACUGACAACAGCACGCCCACUAUCACCGCCACCACGACCGCACCGACAGAUGACGUGACGCAAACAGAGGGCUCUCAGCAGCUCCAGCUCCAGCACUCAGACUCUUCAGAGAAGCAGCAGCCAAAAAGGUUACAUGUCUCCAACAUUCCCUUCCGCUUCCGGGACCCAGACCUAAGGCAAAUGUUCGGGCAAUUUGGAAAGAUUUUAGAUGUGGAGAUUAUCUUUAAUGAGCGAGGAUCCAAGGGCUUUGGGUUUGUAACUUUUGAAACAAGCACAGAUGCCGAUCGUGCACGGGAGAAACUAAACGGUACUAUCGUAGAGGGACGCAAAAUAGAGGUGAACAAUGCAACCGCACGAGUGAUGACAAACAAAAAGGUGGCCAACCCCUACACAAAUGGCUGGAAGCUGAAUCCAGUAGUAGGAGCUGUCUAUGGUCCUGAACUGUAUGCUGUAACAGGGUUUCCCUACCCUGCCACAGGCGCUACGGUGGCCUACAGGGGUGCCCACUUGCGGGGACGAGGACGGGCUGUGUACAACACAUUCCGCACAGCUCCACCACCUCCACCAAUCCCUGCCUAUGGAGCGGUGGUGUACCAAGAUGGCUUCUAUGGCGCAGAGAUCUAUGGCGGCUAUGCAGCAUACAGAUUUGCCCAACCCACCACCACCGCUGCUUACAGUGACAGCUAUGGCAGAGUCUAUGCAACAGCAGACCCCUAUCACCACACGAUUGGCCCUGCUGCCACGUACAGUGUGGGGACCAUGGCUAGCCUAUACAGAGGAGGGUACAGUCGCUUCACUCCCUACUAAAAGAAAGAAAAAAAGAGAGAAAAGACAGAGAGACAUUGCCCCCAAACAACAAUCAAAUAAAAAAACUAUCUUUAAAAGAAAAAAAAUAAACAAAUAACACAAAACAAGCAAACACCCGGCCCUUGGUGGAGAGCUAAAUCAAACAGAAAGCUUCCAGGUCCACAUGCUGAGCCCCUCCCCUGACACCCUCUCAAGCAGAUAUUUCUACAACAACCUCUUUGAUGUCAUCAUUGGUCUGCUCUUGUUUUGUAUUCAUUUUGUGCUUCUGGUUUUCUUUUGGGAACUUUUAUGCACAUGUGCAUUAUCUUGAUUGCUGUAUAUGGGUGCUGUGUCACCAUAACCAAUGUGAGCCUACUGCAGCACGCAUGAUGCAUGCUCAGAGGUGUGUGUAUGCAGCUGCUGUCGUCUGACUAAGAAAAUACUGGGACGUUUCUGUUACAUACACACAAAACUAGCAGGAAUCCGGUCAAUGCUGAUCAACAUGUCAUCUAAUCCAUAUUCUAACAUGUUAGUUUCUCAUAAUGUAUAGAAAACAUUUGGUCUCAAUGCUGACUAGCAGGCCUGGUAAUUCUUAGUCCAAAGACAGCACUGCUCUGAUUGCUUUGUUUUUCUUUUUAACAUUAGACUGUCCAACUGUUGUGCACUUGCAGUGAAGCCUUACAAGCUGUACAAUGUGGAAUGACAGCAUGCAGUGUUAAGGGUCACGAAGGUCAGAUUUCAGUUUUAGGACUCACAAGGCAGCCCGGGUCUCCUGCAAAUCUCUUUAUAUGCAGCUUUUCUGCAGCACCAGUUGGUUUGGGGUAAACAAAGUGCUGGUAGGGUUGCGUUCAGAGACAACGUUGUAUAAGCACAGCCAAAAGGUAAUAUCGGGAUGAGCAUUUGCUUUUCCCACCGGCUGCCUGAAUUCACAUCUCAUCUCAUGCUCAGUGGUAUUUUUAAUAUUUUAUAGGAGUGAUUGGGAGCGAAUAUGAACCAAAUGAAGCAUGCACUUUAAGCUGCCUAAAACUGCUUUCAGGGCUGCUGUUCUUGUAUUGGACCUUGUUUUGUAAAUGUCUCCUCUCCCAGCUCAAACGAUAACCCCACAAAUACCAGGAUUUUUACACUUCAUAAGGCUAUUCUACAACCACAGAAGGAAUUUCAGGAGUUUGCUCUAAAACCUGUAAACACACCUUAGGUCUAAAAGUAGUUCAUAGUUUUUUAUGCACAAGGAUCCGGUGGCUGGUACAGGCGGCAUUUUGCUGAGGAGCUAAUGUGUAAAGUUUUAGUAAAAAAUGAGGAAACAUAAGAAAAAGUCAUUAGAGACUGUAGUGUGUAAAUUUGAUUUAUUAGAAGAAUGUUGUAAUGGAUUAUUUUAGAUUACUAUAAAGCAAAUAAAUUGGUUAAUCAACAGAGAAAACGCUGAAUGUUGUUUUUUUACACUGAAUUAAAACAGACUGUUUAAUGUGGCAGUCCACAGUUUUCCCCUUUUCGGGAAUUAUGAUCUUUAAUAAAUCUGUGAAAAUGAUUUUGCCAAUAGCGUUAGACAUCAGCUUACAUACAGGUAUCAAUCACAGAGCGUGUGCAUGCUUGUGGAAGUCCGUUGACUGAGUUUGCGACAUUUCUUACAGACAAGUAAAGCCUACUUCACACUGGAAGCAUCAGCAGCUCGGAAUGGCAGUGGAACUUCAGUGCUUCAAAUAAAAUCCUUUAUGGUCUAAAAGGGUUGAUUCAAACUGACAGCAGCACGGAAAUUUCCACACACGUCCCAGAAGCUACAGAUAGGAUCAGGUUCUAUUGUUGCCACAUGCCGCUUCUGGGAAACGUAAUUGUACGCAGUUAACAUAGGGCUAGACAGGAAAGACACAGUUUCAGUGUAAAAUAUCAGGUAAAUUUCAAAAUAAAAGACUAUCGCAGAGAUGCUAUUUCAUAUCUGUGUAAAUUAUGUGAAUACAUGUGAUCUAAUGGCUUAUUUACUCCCAGCAUCUUUUGAGAAGAGCAACAGUGACUACGUUUAUAUGCAGCCAAUAUCCGGGUUAUGAUCGGGUUAAGGUCGGUAUUCAGGUUUCUGAGUUGAUCAGAAUAACCCGUUUACAAGCAUAAAUAGAAAGAGUUACCCCUAACUUGCAUAACCCGAUUUAUAUGCGGACGUUGGGGUAGCGUCAGGACGUAUGGACUACGUCAAGACGCAAUAUGCGUCAUUUCCGGUUCUUCUUGUUCCGGUAUCCGUGAAAACAACAACAUGUUUCCCAGUUCAGAAGAGGUAGCGACCGCGUUUGUUUGCGCUUUAGUUUCCUCGUCACUCCAAAAGUGUGGUGCUGUGCCGCGACUCGCCAUGUUGCUCCCAACUUGUUGUUUACUUCCGGUGUUCUGGCGCAUACAAGACGUCUCGCUACUCAAAAGACCAAGAUUCCUUGCGAACAGAGCAUGCGCAGAACACACGCUUCGAUGGGGAUAUCCCGGUAUGCGUUUACACGACCAAACAUUCGGUUUAGAAAAGGGUUACUCCAGGUGUAGUAACCGGGUUUUUAAAAACCCGGUUAUGAGCAUAUCCGGGUUUUUGGCGGUGUUUACAUGGCCGUGCGGAACCGGGUUAUUGUGAAUAUUCGGGUUUUAAAAGGGUUACUGGCUGCAUGUAAAAGCACUGAGUGUGUUUUCCAUGCUUUAAUCCUGGCAGUGGAGAGAAACAACAUUAUAAUAUCAAUCGUGAUCUCCUUCGUCUUCUUUUUGGUUUCAUGGCGGAUGGCUUAAACAAACUGUGACUUUGAUGUCUCGGGGGAUUUUAUGAUCUUACGAGUCCAGCGAGGAGGGCGGUGGGGAUGCUGCUCCGCGGCUGAUACUCUCCCGGUGUAGAACUAAAUGGUUCUGCUACCGUUCCGCGCCGCUGAUGUUUCCAGUAUGCAGUAGGGGUACGUUUUUACCGACUAGAAGGGCACGUUCACGAAUGAGAGGCUUUCCUUCCAGAUGUUAUCAGAGAAGUAGGGAGAGGGGCUUAGGGUGCCAUACAUUUUUUCACCUCUAGAUGGUGCCCUUUGAGAAAAAAAACUCCAGAUUUCUACUUUAAAGACAUCACCUUAGAUUUCUGAAACUCCUGAUUGAAAACCUCAACAUGUUUUUGGUUCAAUUUCUAUAAAACAACUGUUCAUACUCUCUACAAUGAGUGCAAACAGAUGUAUUUAUCUGUGGUUCCCCAAACCCCAGCUGCAGGUUUUAAAAGAACUGCAUAUGAAGUGAAUUUGCAGCAGACAUGGUCACACAUUCUCACUAACCUGGACUCACCGUAACACCAAAUACGUCUUACAUCGACUCACACUCGCCAUGAUGGCACAGCACGGAGGGCUGUUCCACUAGUCACUGGGAUCUUUUCAUUAAGCAUUGCACAACAAUAUUUUACCUCAGGAUAAACUAACUGAACUUCACAAAGUAGAACACAGAGCUGCUCACUUCUCAGACGGCAGGACAGUUUAGUUUCUAAAACAACCAGCAGAUUUGCAGUCACCUCAAGCUUAUUUAUACAGUUUGUUUAAGUGAAGACCCCAAGAGAGGCUGAUAACAUAAGACUGUACUGUUGUUCUUUACUACAACUGCUGUACUAUAUCGAUAGACAUAUACUGUAUAACACAUUUUACACUGUAUACACACAAAAGUACAGGAAGAUGUUUUAAAAAAAGCACCUGAGCAUUAGAAGAUGCAACGUAGGUAUGUGUAGUAGACAAGCUCACCUCCUAGUCAACAUACAGUCAUUACAUUGGCUUCUAUUUGUGCUACGUGAGUUGAGAUGACCUCUGUGUAGCUACUGUUAGCUGUCAACAUCUUAGUGCAGUUAUGGAAACUCAAAAGCUUUGACCAAUGCUCUUUAUUUUACAUGUACUCACAGACGUGUUUGUGGUAUCAGAAAUGUUUGUUGCACUUUAUUUUUUUCCAACACUUUCUGAAAUGUAACAUAUUUAUGACAAAUCUCAUAUACAGCUAGUCAUGUUUAGUCAAGAUGUUAAAAUGAUAUAGAGUAAUGUUGUAUCUUUAAAAAGAAAACCUCAUUCCAUGAGUCAAGGAGAAUCUUUAUGUGGGUAAUGACGGAAAAAUAAACUUUGUUCUUCCUUUUCUAUGCUAGUGUGUAUGCUCCGCACCAUUUGGAGGUUUUAUAAAAAGCAAAACAAACUUCAAAAGUUAUUUUUAUCAUUUGCUAACGAGAGAGUUUCUCAUAUAAACUCUGCAGCAGAGUCCACGAGUGGGUGUGCAGUUAGUGAUCACCAACAGUAAGAUAGACUGGAAUGAAAUAGAUGUUUUUUUUAUCUGAAUGUGUGUGCCUGUGUGCUAUAUACACACAUACAUGCAUCAUACAUAUAUGUGUAUAUAAAAAUAUAUAAAUAUGCAUUAGAAUGUUUGACUGUUUGAUGGAGAAAGCCGAGGAGGAGAUGCAGUAAGUUAGCGUGCUGCGUUCUGAAGUUAGCCAAGGGUCUUGAUGACUUCACUUAGAGUCCCUGUAAUAACAUCACCGCUCUGCUUGCAAAAUAAUUACAAUAAACUAUUUUCAAGAAACUGUUUCAGCACAGAACACAGUAGUUUUAUUAUAAAUGAAUGUGUCUGUCAAAGUAGUCCUUUAUUUUAGCUUCACGCUCGUUGUUCUUUAUUUACAUUCAGUGCAGAACUUCUAAUUAGGAAUACUCCAUGAAACAUAUAGAGGGAUGAAUAAAACAAUAUAACACAAGAAAGCAAAAAGGUGCCCUCUAAAUGUCAGAUUUGUAACAUAACAUAAAUAAAUAGAAUUUGGUUUCUUUAACGUUGACUUGGACAGUUUAAGAUGCCAUGAAAUUAAUUUUGUAGAACAUUUGCAGGAAAAAACAUCAAGUCCACCAUUGAAAUGUUUCAUUAAAAUGUUAAUUUCUGACCCAAUAAAUCAUCCAUUAAAAUGACUGGAAUAUAAGAUUGUUUGUAGGAAAAUAGAUGCUGGUCACCCUUAUUAAUACCUGGCAUGAUCGUUUAAAGUUGAAGAUUAUACGUUUACGUUCCAAAAAUAUCCCGCGAAUGGCAAAAUCCGCGAAGUAGCCAGCUUUAUUUUUUAUAAUUAUAAAUGUUUUAAGGGUAUUAAACCCCUCACUACACACUAUAAACUUUUCUCAGAUAGGCAUUAAGAUGUUCACACUUUUCUCACUUUCAAUGCGCUGUAAAGAAGAAAAGAAAAAGAAAAAACAUGCAAAAGGUCAGUAUAGUUUUCUGGUGUAUUGUUUUUAGUUUUUCCAUAACUAAUUUACCAAAGUGAGCAGCCUGAACACUUUAUGGGCUGCCUGCAUGUUUUUCCCACAACAAACACCGCUAGAACACCAAAUGCUGACUAUAGCACGGCCGAAGCACCAUGACAACAAUAAAACUACCAGGUGCACCAGCUCUAUGCGUUCGGUUCGGGGCCCACAUUCCACUCGUCUCCUGCCCCUGCGCUGCUACCUCUAACCUUUAGACCAGGAGAGACCCAGGAUGUGUGCUCACCAAGCAAAGACUUUUCAGAUGGUCACAUUUAAUGGUUUUUCCUCUCAGCGGCAGACAUUCUCUCGUUUUACACAUACAUUGUUCAACUGCUACUGGCACAUAUGGUUACCACUAGCUUGUUCAAAUGGUGGCUGGAUCCGGACUCUGAUUGGUUCUUUUCUCGUGUCGUCUCCCAAUUUCUGAUCGGUUCUUUUUUCUGUUUGCCAGUCUUUCACGUUUUCUGAUUAGAUUUGAGUUAAUGUUGAUUUUCGUUAUCACCAUUUUAUUUAUUGGCGAGAAAAAAUAUGUGAAAUAUCGUAGCAGCGAAGGGUGAGCCGCGUUAAAGUGUGGGACUACUGUACUGGUGAACCUGCCGGUAGACAGGAAACAUGCAUUAGUGGAGUAAAAAGAUAAACAGGAAUAAGCCCAAUUCUACAUGUUGGUGGAAUUUCUUCCAGGACUAACCCUAAAUCAUUCAUUUGUUCAGGACCACCAGCUUUAAUGUUACAAAGCUGCCAUCACUUAUUUAUUUGUGCUCAAAUAUCAGGAGCGCGUUACUCCUAACACCCGUCCAGACAUAAAAAACAUGUCAAGAGCUGAACUCGGGCAUUUUACGUAAACAAUAAAAUCUGUUGUUCUGUUAGUUGAGAAGAAACUUAAUUAGUUUUGAGAAUCUCAUCUCUUCAAAGUGUCAUUUUACCCUGUAAAUAAAUUACCGCUUCAAUAACGGUUUAUCCAAAUGAUUUGUAAUUUACGCUGCUGAAAUGGACAUUUUAAUCCAUUAUGGUCAUCACAGUGUGGUGAUACACUAAUUCUCUUCUGGUAAUUACGCCGAAUGCUAAAACACAUUAGCAUAUGCAAUGCAAUUAAGAGAAAAUGGAGAUCUGUUUAUGAAUGUAAGUUAUCCCAACAAACAUCUCACCCAGAGGAAGGCUCAGAACUUUUUUAUUUCUGCCUCUAAAAGCGUGUUGUUACAGGGACGAGUCUGAGUGACGUCAUCAGGAUUUGCUCCCAACAGUCUGCACGGAGAUUUGUCAACAGUUUACAAGAAAAAGUUUAAAUAGCGUUUAUCCGUUUCAGUGUCAGCUUAUCAAGGCUUAAAUGUUAAAGCUGUAUUAUUGAUUAGCAGUCAGUAUUGUAAAGAUUAUUGCCUUUUAUUAUGCUUAAAGUAAGUAAUGUGAAUUCCUCGUACAAAAACCUGAUUUUUUAGGUUUGUUUGCUUUCGUUGUAUUCCAUAACCAGCUUAAUAUGCAACCAGUCCUCUCUUUGAUCCAUAUGUUUACACUGAUUACUAGUAGUGUUGAGAUGUUUACAUAUGAGAAGAAAACACUCUUUAUGCAUCAUUUAUAUUUACAAGUAUUCACUAAGCCCUGAUAAGCUGGCAGGUGAGUUUAUUAUUCCACCUAAAAUAUUUGUAUAAAAAAAAACAAGCAAAAAAGUUGCAGCUCUUGUAAACACAUUUAGAUGUAUACACACACACACACACACACACACACACACACACACACACACACACACACACACACACGACCUACAUCACGAUUCCCUGAGUAACUGUUUUAUAUGUAUUCCUAUAUGAAGUGGGGUUAUAUGUGUAUUUUCAAUUCAGCUGAACGUUUUCCUCGAAUUCUGUCAUUUCUAUGAGAAUAUAUUGUCUGAAAACUGUAAAGUAAUUUUGUUUUGGGUUAAUUUCAUAGGUAAAAUAUUAUGAUCCCUUUUCUUUAUUCUGCAAACAUUUUUGUGGUCAGUAUGUGACAUAAGUAACCUCUGAUUGUUUUCUGAGUGUCAGAAUAAAACAGUUAUAAGAACAUUA
Messenger RNA from Nothobranchius furzeri (turquoise killifish), 8740 nucleotides. It is a transcript of the gene rbfox3a, whose product is annotated as RNA binding fox-1 homolog 3a. Lineage: Eukaryota; Metazoa; Chordata; Actinopteri; Cyprinodontiformes; Nothobranchiidae. Gene Ontology annotation, molecular function: mRNA binding. Gene Ontology annotation, cellular component: nucleus; cytoplasm. Gene Ontology annotation, biological process: regulation of alternative mRNA splicing, via spliceosome; nervous system development. The record is from RefSeq and is a predicted model, not a curated record.